Molecule: messenger RNA, 4029 nt
Organism: Eriocheir sinensis (Chinese mitten crab)
Lineage: Eukaryota; Metazoa; Arthropoda; Malacostraca; Decapoda; Varunidae
Product: WD repeat-containing protein 47-like
Exons: 12
Coding region: 163-3150 (995 amino acids)
Molecular function (GO): protein binding
Source: RefSeq, a predicted model, not a curated record
UUGGCAGGGCGGAGAGGUGGCAAAGGCGCACAAUGGCAGCCCAUCCCCAGCAGCCCGCCGCGCCUGGCGAUAAUUAACCCCGCGAGGCGCACCUGCGGCCCCCCAGGCACACCACCAGCACACACCACCACCGCCAGCAGCUCACACCACACCACCACCGCCAUGCCAAGCGCACACCUCAGCCUGCGGGAGGAGGAUGUGGUGCGGCUGACUCUGGAAUUUCUGCAGAACCGUCGCCUCCACAUCUCACAGCUCAACGUGGAGCGCGAGACUGGGAUCAUCAACGGGAACCUGUCCGAUGACGCCCUCUUCCUGCGACAGCUCAUCCUCGACGGCCAGUGGGAUGAUGUGCUGGAGUUUGUGCAGCCCCUUGAGGCCAUAGAUGCUUUCGACACACGCAAAUUCCACUUCUCCGUUCUCAAGUACAAAUUUUACGAACUCCUGUGCAUCAAGGUGGAAGCCCCGGCCACUCCGAGCAGAGACGGAGCGGUGGAUGAGCUGGUGAAGGUCCUCAAUGAACUGGAGAAGUACGCCCCGACCCGUGACGCCUACUCCCAGCUCUGUCUCUGCCUCACUCUGCCGCGCCUUAACGAACAUGCCGACCUGAGGGAUUGGAACCCUUCUAGCGCGCGGGUGCAGUGUUGGAACCAGGUGUUCCCCUUGGUGGAGCGCUUCCUGCCUGCCGAGCGCCGGGGUAACGGGGGCGGGGGGCUGGCCGGGGCGGGGGAGGGGGUGGGGGUGGCCAAAAACGACCGACUAGUCCAACUGCUCAUCAAGGGGUUACUUUACGAGUCCUGCGUCGACUACUGUCAGGGGCAGGCCACGGGGGGGGAGGGGGAUGGGGGCGGGGGCGGAGGGGGGUCAGGCGGAGGGGCGGCACUGCGUUUCCCGUCACUGUUAGCGGCAACGGCGUUCAGCGACUCGGAUCUCUCGCUUCUAUCCUGGCUUCACAGCAUCCCAGGGGAGACGUUUGCAUGUCCGUUCGAGCAGCAGACCCUCAAUGUUGACCUCGCCCGCCUGGACAAACCCGCCCUCGAGGCCUCCUGGACCGAGCACCUUCUCGUCACCCCCUUCAAGCCACGCACGUUCCCGCACUCGGCCGUUCCGUGCGGGCGUCCAAGAGCGGCGGAUAUCAUGUCGAGAUCGCUGAACCCCGCACUCGAUGGCCUCCCGUUCGGUCUUGGGGGUGCGGGGCGGGGCGGGGCGUUCCUUGCGGGGUCGGCCGGGGAUCUGAGUGCCAUGUCCCGGAGUAUGGCGUCGUUCCACCUCACGGGGCGGCGUGGAAUGAACGCAUCGGUGGACCGGCUCUUUGAAGCGGACUCGGUUUUCACGUCCGUCGCCCCGCCCCCCUCCGCACAAGGCGACCUCCCCCCUAUCACCGAGCGCCCCAGACCCCCCGCCCCGCCCCGCCCUCGCCCCCGGUCGCGCAGCCCCGAUAAACGCCACUCCACAGACUCCUUAAACCGGCCUCCCGAUCGCGCUGAGAAGGAGGUACGUGAGGAGAAGAACUCUUCGCCCCCUCCGCAUACCCCCCCAGCGCUCCCCCCCAAGGGCUCCCCCCCGCCGCAGCCCCCCCACGGUAAGCCAGGAGGGGGGGGAGGCACACAGAAACCCCCAACAACAACACAGCCAUCGUACAACAACAAUAACAGCGAGAGGGAGGCAGCCGGGGAGCUGUUUUCGAUAUACCAGCGACGGCAACAGCAGAUGUCCGAGCCCCCCCUCCUGCCCCCCCACCCCCACCACCCCCACCACGCCCCGCCCCCCCUCCACCACCCCCCUCACCCCCCGCACUAUGACCACCACCAGGCCAAUAACAACCACCACCCCGGUAUGCACGGACCACCACCUCCAACUCCAGCCACCUCCACCAACUCCUCCACCGCCCCCUCGUCCACCACCUCCACGCCUCCGCUCCACCACCAGCAGCAGCCCCCCCUCGCCUCCCACCCCCCGCACCACCUCCAGCACCACCUCCCCCCCCACAACAAUAUGCUGCCCCCCAACAUGAAUUACAACAGGAUGAUGCCACCUCCGCUGGGCAACGACACCCUCGGCCCGGCACCCCCUGGCACUUACGACCCCAUAAAGGGUAAAGACGGCACGGGCGGCGGUCUUAGCGGCAUGGGCACGGGGACAGGCACGGGAGAUAACAGCGCCAAGCCACGGUUUUUGGCCGUGACCGCGCUUGAGGACGUUCAGGCCGUGCGGUGCGCAGAGUUCCACCCCUCCGGACGAUUCUACGCCGUGGGCUCCAAUUCCAAGACCCUGAGGAUAUGCGCCUACCCCAAGCUGGCGGAUUUGAGAGAGGACCACACCACCUACCAGCCCACGGUUCUGUUCAAGCGCACGAAGCAUCACAAAGGGUCUAUCUACUGCCUUGCCUGGAGUCCGCUGGGAGACCUCAUCGCUACGGGCUCAAACGACAAGACUGUCAAGCUUAUGAGGUUCAACGCCAAUGCCUGCACUACGGACGGCCAGGAGAUUGAGCUGGGCAUGCAUGACGGCACUGUGCGGGACAUGUGCUUCGUGGAGGACACCAGUAACAAGUCUUCCCUGCUCAUCUCCGGCGGCGCGGGCGACUGCAAGAUAUACGUCACGGAUUGCGCCACCGGGACCCCCUUCCAGGCGCUCUCCGGGCAUACUGGUCACAUCCUCGCCCUGCACACGUGGGGAGGCGCCAUGUUCGUCUCAGGCUCGCAGGAUCGGACUGUUCGUUUCUGGGAUCUGAGGACGCGAGGGUGUGUCAAUGUGAUCACGCCCGCAGCCACGCCCACCAAGCCGGGCGCCCCAGUUGCCUCCCUGUGCGUGGACCCGUCGGGGAGGCUGCUUGUAACUGGACACGAGGACGCCGUUUGCUGCCUGUUUGACGUGCGCGGGUCCAGGAUCAUCCAAGCCUUCAGACCACACGGGGCAGACGUCAGGUCGAUCAGAUUCUCGCCCUCCGCUUACUACCUGCUGACGGCGGGCUACGACAACAAGCUGGUACUCACGGAUUUGCAAGGUGACCUCACGCUGCCCCUGCCCAGCGUGGUGGUGGCCGAGCAUCAGGACAAGGUCAUCUCCGGGCGCUGGCAUCCCUCGGACUUCUCAUUCAUCUCCACCUCCGCCGACAAGCUCUGCACGCUCUGGGCUCUCCCCCCCGUGUAGAAAUACCCCCCUCUCCUGCCCCCCCCGUGCCCCCCCGCAUGUUUCCCUGUGGUUUGGUGAUGCCUGUGCCCUUCCCCUAUCCUCCCAUACCUUCAUCCCUCCUCCACUUCCACCCAUUUCCAUAUAAAUCCACUUUCUUUCAACUUUUUUUUCUCAUCCAUUUCUCCGCUACAUAUUUUUCAUUCAUCUUCAUUCUCUCAGUCUCCCCCCGCUCCUGCCCCCCCCCCCCCCCCCGUGCCCCCCCGCGUGUUCCCCUGUGGUUGGGUGAUGCCUGUGCCCUUCCCCUACCCCUCCAUACCUUCAUACCCCUUCCACUUCCACCCAUUUCCACAUAAAUCCACUUUCUUUUAACCUUUUUUUUUCAUCCAUUUCUCGUCAUUCAUCUUCAUUCUUCCCCCUCUCCUGUGCCCCCCGUACCCCCCCGCAUGUUUCCCUGUGGUUUGGUGAUGCCUGUACCCUUCCCCUACCCCCCCAUACCUUCAUCUCCCUUCUAUUCAUCUCCAUUUCCACGUAUUUCCACUUUCUUUGAAGCAAUCUCAUCCACAUUUUUAUUUUUAUUUUCACUCUUCAUUUUUCUCCUCCUCCUCCUGCCUCCCCCAUUCCCCCCGUGGUGCUCCCCGGUGGUUAGGUGAUAGCUGUACCCUUCCCCUACCCCCCCAUACCCCCAUCUCCCCUUCAUCCCCUUCCAUUUCCCAUCAAACCCCAUUCAUUUCACCCCUUCUCUCAUCCACUCAGACUCAUAUAUCUAUAUUUUAUUUUUUCAACCUCAUCCUCCCCGCUCUCCACCCUCCCCCUCUCCCUCUCCUCUGCAGGCUGUGUACGUGUGUGUGUGAGUGUGUGUGUGUGUGUGUGUGUGUGUGUGUGUGUGUGUUGUAUAUA